UUUUCAUUCUGCCUAUUACGAAUAAAAUGAGAAAAACAAUGUUGUUCUAUUUUUUUGAUAUAAUUCCUUAUAUGGGAAAAAGGUUUUUCGAAAUAGGUUGCAAUACUCAUUAUUCCAUCGAUAUGUAUUGUUGCGCGUAUUAUGGUAUUAGCGCUGCACCCAAUAAAUUAAUGUCGGCGCGACUUCACCUCGCUUAGGAUUUCUAGUUCAUUUCCUCAACCUUCUAAUGGCUCUUUCAGGGUCGAAGGAGUUCGUCGAUAUGCUGCUAGCUCGGGAAUUUACAAGUGCUGAUGAUCAGGUACUUAUUAUGAAUGGUUGUGAUGUUAGUGGACAUAGUUUUAAAGAGAAUGGUUUCGCAAAACCCGUUUUGGUACGAUCAAAAGACGGUCUAAGAAUUAAGGUCCCGCUAGACUCAUUCUCUCAUACAGAUUUAACCAGGUUUAUAGAUCCUAGUAUCCAGGUUGAUGUCAUCGAUGUUCGUCAGCAAGUCGAGAUACAAAUGACGCUCCAAGAACUGGUUGACCACUUUUCCUCACCUCGUCGACAGGUAUUGUUAAACAUGCUGAGUCUGGAGUUUUCAAGAACCAGCCUGGCAAAGUUUGUACAUCCUCCGCAUGUCGUUUCGGAACUUAGUCUUGUCACAACCUGUUGGCCGGAAGAUGACCCUAACGACCUUAAAGAUGUCGAAUUUAUCGGCGAGACUGCACCAACUGUCCAGAAAUACUGUCUUUUAAGUAUGAAAGGCAGUUAUACUGACUUCCAUAUAGAUUUCGGUGGAUCAUCUGUCUGGUACCAUGUUAUGUGGGGUGAAAAAGUGUUUUACUUGAUGCCGCCUACACCCGAAUUCGUUUCUGCUUAUUGGCGAUGGUGUAUGAGCAGCGAUCAUAGGGCGACAUUCUUCCCGGACUUUGUUGCUAGUCUUCGGGAGAAAGAAUCGACUAGUAACGUAAAUAGACCCACAGUUUACUGCCUUCACAUUUUACCCGGCCAAACAAUCUUCUUGCCAUCUGGUUGGAUCCACGCUGUUUACACGCCUUCUGACUGUCUAGUUUUUGGAGGAAAUUUCCUGAGUGGAUUGCAUGUAUCUAUGCAGCUCAGAAUUUAUCGCAUGGAACAAAAAUGUAAAACUCCAAUGAAAUUUCUGUUCCCUAAUUUUGAGAAGGUUCACUGGUUUUAUAGCCAAUGUCUCCUGGACAGACUAACUAACAACUUAACUGAUGGCGAAAAUCCCGUUAUUUUCGACGUAGAGGCGGCUGAAUGCUUGGCUAAAGUUCUUCCUUUGUGGUAUUCUAAAAGACAUAUGCUCCCACCAGAAGAAAGAGAUUACUUUCUUCCGAAUCAAAGUCAGUUAGACAUGUUAUGUCCAAGUCUCAUUGAAAGACUGUCUGAGGUCGUAAAUUCAAUAUUAUCACAUUCAACGAAAAACUCAGGUUUUUUAGCAGAUUAUUCCAAAUCAGAAAUAUUUUCAAAGCAUUCCAAAUCUAAUGGACGAGCAAUUGAAAGCUGCUCAAAUGCUAAAAGUAUAGAAUGUUUGAACCGUGAGUUAGGUAAGGAAACUAAAUGGGAACUUAAAGAUAGACAUAUUGGAGGUCUAGGCUGGAUGCCAAAUAGACAAACUUAUUCCAAAAAUUUACGUGAACCAAAGAGCUUGAUAAAAGGAAAUGAGAACGAAAAACAUGUGAUUACUGAUGAUGUAGAUAUCCUUGAAGCACUACCGGGUUUGGAAAAAAGUCGAUUAAUCGGAGACCAUUAUUAUUUGACAUUAAGUGACUCAGAAGGUGAUGAUGGCGACAACGUUAGGAUGAAAUCAAAAGCCGAAUGUUCGCUAACAAAAAAACAGAAGGGGAUAUCUACUCCAUACCAAGCAAGUAGGAAGAGAAAAACUAAGAAUAAUGAUGAUGAUCCAACUUGGAGUAUGCCUAGUCCUACGCGUCGCAGGUUUGGUACAACUGAAUGGAAGUCAAAGAGUUCAAGACUUGUUGUUUCUAAUUUAAAAAGAGAUAAGAAGUCAUUGCACCCUCUACUCAGUGAAGUGAAUCCAUCAUCAUCAGGCUCGAGUGCUUUAAAACCCAGAGAUUCUUCAACAUUGCGUCCGCAUAUGACAGUAAAAACACAAAAACCACGAACUAAACGCAAUACAACAGUUAGACAACGUCUUGCUAAACGUUUAGGUAUUUAAUUCAUUUUAGCAAAGCAUGGAUGUUAUUUAUUUACAUAUUGUCUAUUUGUAUGCUUAUCAAUUACAAGUUUACUAAUAUUAUUCAAUACUAUCAGUGGUAACUCUAAUUUUAUACUUUUUUCUACCUACAUAUAUAAAGUGAAUUAUUUGGACCGUAUAGAUUUGUAAAAUUUAUUUCCUCUCUACUAACGAUAUCUAUAUACAUGUAUACAUAUACACACUCAUGUUAGCAAUUCUUAUCCGAAUGUAGUAUAAUAUGGUCGUGAUCUAAGGAAUUUUUCAAAUAACCAGUUUUAUUAUUGUUAUUACUAACUGUAGUAGCGGUAUUACUAUUAACAAGUGCAGCAUACUUAUCAUGCAUACAAUGACCUUUUUUUAACCAUAUUUCAAAUAGUUCUUCUGAGUUAUUUUUUAUUCUUAUUUGUUCACUAAUAAUGCCAUUCAAUUUGUGUCCCAUACUUUUAUCUCCUUAUUUUAGUUAUAUUUUAAAUUUGAGAAAUGUAAACUUUAAUUGCAUUUAUGUAUAAUCAUGCUGAUUAUGAAAUAGUUAAAUAACUGACUGUUUCCCUCCAACUUCAUCCAUUUCUUCGUGUAAUUUCAUUAAUUCCACCUCAUCAUUAUUCACAUAUCUCAUCCUCAUUUUCUCUAGAUCUCCAGGAUCAUUCAUGGAAUAUGUUUUAAAAGGUA
Messenger RNA from Schistosoma curassoni, 2866 nucleotides. Lineage: Eukaryota; Metazoa; Platyhelminthes; Trematoda; Strigeidida; Schistosomatidae. The record is from the annotation of a GenBank genome assembly.